AAGCCGUGAAUGGGCCUGCAGGAGAGCUCUGGGCUUUCCAGGGUGCCCGCUGGCCCCUGGGGCCCCAUGGCAGCUCCACUUCCCUGGAGGAUGGACUGCUCCUCCUCCGUGACCCCUCCAGCUGGCCUGGGGCCCGACUCGGGAGCUGUGGCCUCCGUGCUUUUGUCUCCUGGAGCCCCCGCCAGUCCGUGCGUCCCCCGCCUGGACCCCUGUCUCCCUGUCUGCGGCCCAGGAUUAUCGCAGGACCUGCUGACGGGCGUGCAGAGUGCCCGAGCUGCGUGCAUCAGUGGUGUCUGCAGCUCCCCCAGGACAGGCUCAGCUGAGGGGCACCCCCUAUGCAGCUUCCAAGACCACGCCGACCCUGGGCCGGGGCCACAGGCUGCUGUGCAGAUCAAACGUCUGUCGCUUCCCCACCUUCUUCCUGGCGGUGGGCGGCGGAGGCAAGAAUCAAAUACCCGCCUUCCCAGAUGGAACCUGCCCAGGAGCUGCUGCCUCCCUGCUCCCAUCACGGCCGCCCCCUCGCCCCGCCUUCCUCUCCUGCCCGCCCGGCCCCCUCCUCGGGCCUCCGGCAGCCUCCCUGUGUUCUCAGGAGGCCAUGGUGUCCGCCGGGCCCACCUGGGGCCCUGUCUCACUCUGGCCUCUGUUUACACCCAGUGUUACUACUCUGAUACUCAGAACAAAGAGCACUUCAUCCGGAAUGGAGCAUUUUCAAUUGGCCAGCUCAGCUGCUCUGCCAUCCGCCCGCCCUCUGCCCUCCGGGGCUCCAUCCUGACUCGGGAGCUCCGUUUAUUCUAACCCGGGGCCUUCAGUGCCUUUACAGCCCAGCUCGUGCUCCUCCGCAGCGUCAGCUGCCCUCACGUAUUCGUAUUUCUCAUUAAACUUUCAAAUACAUUUCGUCAAGCUCAAAAAUAAACUCACUGAAAUUUGGGCAGGACUUGCAUUUUAAGAUUAAAUGGGAGGAAAGUUGGUAUUGUACCCACCUGGAGAUCCCUCACAUUUUGUCGUAUUUGUUUGUCUGUUGCUCUCAUGGUUGUUUCAUGUUAACUGUUAUAUAUCAUCUUCUUUGUCACUGCGGAUGGUUCUCUAUUCCAGCCUUCCUUCUGAUUUAUUGGAGAUGGUGGCUUCUGUGUCCCUGACCACCAUCCUGCCCUCUGUCUCCCUGCAGCUGCUGAGGGCAGGGAGUGCCAGGCGGGGGCUGGGGUGGCCCUGGUCGUGGCUCACGCACCCUCCCCAGGUGUGGGCAGGGGGCCCUGGCUUUGC
Cervus elaphus (red deer) is the source of this 1260-nucleotide messenger RNA. RefSeq lists its product as uncharacterized. Lineage: Eukaryota; Metazoa; Chordata; Mammalia; Artiodactyla; Cervidae. The coding region runs from base 10 to 795 and encodes 261 amino acids. The transcript has 4 exons. The record is from RefSeq and is a predicted model, not a curated record.